ACAUGGUCAUUCACAUCAUCAAAACCCAAAACCCUAGGGCAAACUAAUUGAGCCUGCGAGCAUGGACUUGCAGCAGAGCGAUUUCGACCGCCUUUUGUUCUUUGAGCAUGCCCGUAAGACCGCCGAAGCUACAUACGCCGGUGACCCUCUCGAUGCCGAUAAUUUGACAAGAUGGGGAGGCGCUUUAUUAGAGUUAUCUCAGUUUCAGAGUAUUCCUGAGUCAAAGAAGAUGAUCCAAGAUGCUAUUUCAAAGCUCGAGGAGGCAUUGGUGGUUAAUCCCAAGAAGCACGAUACUCUUUGGUGCCUGGGAAAUGCCUAUACAUCCGAUGCAUUUGUAAAUCCAGAUCAGGAGGCGGCAAAAAUUUGUUUUGACAAGGCAUCUGUGUACUUUCAGCGAGCUGUUGAAGAGGAUCCAGAAAAUGAACUAUACCGGAAAUCUUUAGAGGUGGCUGCUAAGGCACCUGAGCUGCAUGCAGAAAUACAUAAGCAUGGAUUUGCACAGAAGGCAACGGGGGCAGCUGGACCUUCUACUUCAUCAAGUACAAAGACUCAAAAGAGAAAGAAGAGCAGUGAUCUGAAGUAUGACAUUCUUGGCUGGGUAAUUCUGGCUGUUGGCAUUGUUGCAUGGGUGGGAUUUUCAAAAUCGCAUCUACCGCCUCCUCCUCCACCUCCUCGAUAAGUGCGGCCGGUGAUUUGCUACUUGCUUCUUCGUCGACUAAACUUUAGUGCCAGCAGCUGAUGUCUUGAUGAUUAUUGAGAAUCACAACGUAUUACUUAAAAUUUUGACAGCAGUGAUGCAUAUCGCUCUGUAACCUUGUAUUUGUUGACAUAAGAAAUCUUUUCUUUAAGUUGAUUGGGUUGACAA
Prosopis cineraria is the source of this 865-nucleotide messenger RNA. Its product is annotated as mitochondrial import receptor subunit TOM20-like. Gene Ontology annotation, cellular component: mitochondrial outer membrane translocase complex. The coding region runs from base 62 to 679 and encodes 205 amino acids. NCBI's taxonomy places the organism in Eukaryota, Viridiplantae, Streptophyta, Magnoliopsida, Fabales, Fabaceae. The record is from RefSeq and is a predicted model, not a curated record. Gene Ontology annotation, molecular function: protein binding. The transcript is spliced from 6 exons. Gene Ontology annotation, biological process: protein insertion into mitochondrial outer membrane.